UACAUCAUGGCCUCAGCAGGUCUACAGAUUUUGGGAGUUAUUCUGGCAGUUAUUGGGUGGCUGGGUGAGAUUAUUAUUUGUGCGCUGCCCAUGUGGAAGGUGACCGCGUUCAUUGGCGCGAACAUCGUCACUGCUCAAACAGUCUGGGAGGGUCUGUGGAUGGACUGUGUUGUGCAGAGCACAGGCCAGAUGCAGUGCAAGGUGUACGACUCCAUGCUGGCGCUGCCUCAGGAUCUACAAGCUGCUAGGGCCCUCGUUGUGAUCUCCAUCUUGGUGGCACUCAUCGGCGUCUUGCUGUCUGUCAUCGGGGGACAGUGCACAAACUGCAUCCAGGAUGCUGCUGCCAAGUCUAAAGUGGCCCUUGUGUCUGGUGCGGUGUUCAUCGUCGCCGGUGUGCUCUGCCUCGUGCCCGUAUGCUGGUCGGCAAACACCGUCAUCCGGGACUUCUACAACCCCGUGGUGGCUGGCGCUCAGAAACGGGAGCUCGGUGCCUCACUCUUCAUUGGCUGGGGGGCAGCAGGUCUCAUGCUGAUGGGUGGGGGGCUCCUCUGCCUCCAGUGCCCCCCGAAGGAGACCCGAGGGUACCCGGUCAAGUACUCUGCUGCAAGGUCCAAGACCAGUUCGGGAGCUUAUGUGUGAGGACAUGCCUACCACCAUGAAGUUCUAGUGAGGCCUCUUUGACCAAGAUAGCUGAUCAAAUUUUGUUUCCUCUAUAAUGUUGAGCUUUAAUUUGGUCUCAAUUUUAAGUGUCUUUGCUAAUAAAAGUUUUAAACCUA
Messenger RNA from Scleropages formosus (Asian bonytongue), 776 nucleotides. RefSeq names its product claudin-like protein ZF-A89. The transcript has a single exon. Gene Ontology annotation, molecular function: structural molecule activity. The record is from RefSeq and is a predicted model, not a curated record. Gene Ontology annotation, cellular component: membrane; bicellular tight junction. Bases 7 to 639 code for a protein of 210 amino acids. NCBI's taxonomy places the organism in Eukaryota, Metazoa, Chordata, Actinopteri, Osteoglossiformes, Osteoglossidae.